Molecule: messenger RNA, 846 nt
Organism: Drechmeria coniospora
Lineage: Eukaryota; Fungi; Ascomycota; Sordariomycetes; Hypocreales; Ophiocordycipitaceae
Product: GNAT family acetyltransferase
Exons: 2
Coding region: 1-846 (281 amino acids)
Molecular function (GO): protein-N-terminal-alanine acetyltransferase activity; protein N-terminal-serine acetyltransferase activity
Source: RefSeq, a predicted model, not a curated record
AUGACCUCGUCGCCCUCCUCUCGGCCUCCGCACUCACAACUGUCCAGCCGCUUCGCAUCCCCUGCCACCCUGGCGUCCGCGGCAGAGUCCUCACCGGCCGGCUCCAAGGACCCUAUCAUGGGCCACCAUCUCGACGGACCUCUCGGACCGCCCGUGCCUCCCGGGGAAGCCGUCUACCCGCCUCACGCCCGCGUCGACGGAAAGUUCGUUUCGCUCGUCCCGCUCUCGACCUUGCACGCACCCGCGCUGUACGAGCAUCUCGGCGGCGAGGACAACAUGUGGCGCUGGACUUAUAUGCUCUCGGCCGGUUGGGCUGACAGGCAAGCCUGUGACGGCUCGGUGGCCACCUGGAGCGUGUCUCGGGAUCCCCAAUUCUACGCCGUCGUCAAGACGGCCAACGGUCCUGCGGCCGCGGACGAGGAGACGACGGGAGAGGCCGUCGGCAUCAUGUCGUUCCUGAGCGUGGUGCCCUCGCACAGGAGGAUCGAGAUCGGCUCCGUCAUCCUGGGCGACGCCAUCCGGGCCAGCAAGGCCGGCACCGAGGCCUACGCCCUGAUGGUCGGCACCGCCUUUGCGCUCGGCUACCUGCGCGUCGAGUGGAAGGCGAAUGCGUUGAACGAGAGGAGUCUCCGAGCAGCGAAGCGCUUGGGGUUCGCGUUUGAGGGCGUGUUCCGGAAGCACAUGGUGGUCAAGGGCCGCGAGAGGGACACGGCCUACUUUAGCAUCACGGAUGCCGAAUGGCCUCGUGCGAGGAGAGGGUUCGAAGCCUGGCUUGACGAGGACAACUUUGACGGAGAGGGGAGGCAGAGGCGGCGGCUGGAGGAGUGCAGAGAGGCCUCCGAGUAA